Molecule: messenger RNA, 2295 nt
Organism: Protobothrops mucrosquamatus (brown spotted pit viper)
Lineage: Eukaryota; Metazoa; Chordata; Lepidosauria; Squamata; Viperidae
Gene: EPN3
Product: epsin 3
Exons: 9
Coding region: 1-2007 (668 amino acids)
Biological process (GO): endocytosis
Cellular component (GO): endosome; clathrin vesicle coat; plasma membrane
Molecular function (GO): clathrin binding; phospholipid binding
Source: RefSeq, a predicted model, not a curated record
AUGACGACCUCUGCCUUGCGUCGACAGGUGAAAAACAUUGUGCACAAUUAUUCUGAGGCAGAAAUCAAGGUGCGUGAGGCCACCUCCAAUGAUCCCUGGGGACCCCCCAGCUCUUUAAUGUCUGAGAUUGCUGACCUGACCUUCAACACAGUGGCUUUUGCCGAGGUCAUGGGUAUGAUCUGGAGACGGCUGAAUGACAGUGGCAAGAACUGGCGUCAUGUCUACAAGGCCCUGACUCUUCUAGACUACCUCAUUAAAACAGGCUCAGAGAAGGUGGCUCAUCAGUGCCGUGAGAAUCUGUAUACCAUUCAGACUUUAAAGGAGUUUCAGUACAUCGACCGUGAUGGCAAAGAUCAAGGCAUCAACGUUCGUGAAAAAGUGAAGCAGGUGAUGAGCUUGCUGAAGGAUGAAGAGAGGCUGAAGCAGGAGAGAACCUAUGCCUUGAAAACCAAAGAACGGAUGUCCAUUGAAGGUAUGGGCAUUAGCAGCAGCAACAGCAACAGCCACCAGCUGACCUAUGGACGGCGGGCAUCACAGUAUGGCGAUGACUACAGCAGAUCAAGAGGUUCUCCAUCCUCCUUUAAUUCUUCUUCAUCAUCUCCUCGGUUCAGCUCUGACCUGGAGCAGGCAAGGCCACAGACUACUGGUGAAGAGGAGCUCCAGCUCCAGCUUGCCCUGGCAAUGAGUCGAGAAGAAGCAGAAAAGCAGCCACUUCCUCCAGUCUCCAGCACAGAUGAAGAUGUGCAAUUACAGAUAGCGCUUACCCUGAGCAAACAAGAGCAUGAGAAGGAAGUUAGGGCAUGGAAAGGAGAAAAUUCAUUACUACAAAAGGCCCUGGAAGAAAGUAACCUGGGUGUUGAGGAAGUUGAAGAAGAUGAUAAGGCAAAGAAAACACAGUCUUCUGUGUUGGAGCUGGCAGACAUUUUUGGACCAGCACCAGUCACCUCUACCCAUACUUCUGCUGACCCAUGGGAUAUUCCAGGUGGGGGCACUGUUCGAUCUGUUGACACAGACUUCUCUCCUCCAGCUCUAUCCUUGUCCAGUUCUUGGGACCAUAAUAAUGCCAAAUCUUCUGUAGAAUCAACAGGAACAUCCUGGGGUCCUGCUGCAGACCCUUGGGUGCCAUUGCCUUCGGAAGAUCCUCUGACUCACUCUUCUGCCGGUCAAGCUUCUUCCAGCCCCUGGAAUCUUCCUCCUGUCUCUUCUGCCUCUGAUCCAUGGGGGAUAAAAUCAUUGCCUUCAGGUGUCUCAUCGUCAGACCCCUGGGGAGAACAGUCACCACCCACUCCACUCUCUGCCAAUGCCACUUCUGCCGCUGAUCCUUGGGGAGGUUCUGUUGAUAAUUCCUCUGCCCCUGACAAUAGUACAUUUGACUUAUUUGCAAAAUUACCUGAAUCUGUGGACCUACCAGAACAUGAAAGUUCUCAGGCUCCGUCAUCUGUGAAAGCCAAUAGCUCUGUAGAUGUGGAUCUAUUUGGUGACCUUAUUCCAAGCACCACGGAGAAUGGAAUUCAAAAUAAAGAUAUUUUUGACAUUGCAAAUUUAGGAGAUUCUUUACCUGAUUCAAAGGAGAAGAACAAAACACCAGAGACCUUUCUUGGCCCCAGUGCCUCUUCCUUGGUUAACUUGGACUCCUUGAUUACAGCCCCCCAGAACGUGAAGUCACGAAAUCCAUUUCUGGCAGGACUCAGUGCCCCUUCACCUACCAAUCCGUUUAAUGUUGAUCAGCCCAAACCAACUCUCAAUCAGAUGCGGACCAACUCCCCAGUGCCUAGUGUUCCCGUGGGGAUGCCAAUGAACUCUAUGACCUACAGUGCUUCUCUCCCUCUUCCACUCAGUAGCAUCCCCUCAACAAUGACUCUCCCAGCCUCUGUGAGUGCCUUCCCUCAGGCUGGAGCAGGGCCUUUCCCAGAGCUACCUAGCAACUUGCCUCAACCUCUCCUGCCACUCUCUGGCUCGAUCCCACCACCAUUAGCUUCGCAAAGCGGUAUGAAUCCUUUUCUCUGAGAAGACUUGAUCGGUGACGUGUGAUGUAUCCCUUACUUCUUUCCCAACUGUUAUGGAGGAUCUCCUGUGCAAAGCACAUUUGUUUUGAAGCAAGCAUCUCCCUGGAAGUUCUGAUCAAAGAGACUCAGCAUGACUCUCCUUGCUCGAUGAGAUACUGUACAAAAAAAACUAAAAACCCUCACUGUCACGCUGAACAUUGUCUAUAGUCUGCUGAUGGUGGCAGUUGGGACCUCAGCUGACAUUGUUUGGAUGGAUUAAAAAGGAGGUUGGAGGGCAGUUCUGCAGAAG